AUGAACCCCAUCUACUCGGCAGUUCUGCUCAUCGUUCUCGGCAUUUGCAUGUGCUCGUCAGCCGUUGCCGCUCAAAACGAGCGACCGAUAUUCAUGGAUAGAAGGGAAGCUUCUCCAUUCGGCGACAUUCUCACCGAAAUCAAGGGAAAAGGCCUUGGUGGCCGGAUGAGAUUCGGCAAACGGUCCGGCUACCGUGCCGCUUACUAUGAGCCACAAGCUGUUCCCGAAAUGUUGCCAUUCUAA
Caenorhabditis bovis is the source of this 243-nucleotide messenger RNA. The record is from the annotation of a GenBank genome assembly. NCBI's taxonomy places the organism in Eukaryota, Metazoa, Nematoda, Chromadorea, Rhabditida, Rhabditidae.